Molecule: messenger RNA, 762 nt
Organism: Cornus florida
Lineage: Eukaryota; Viridiplantae; Streptophyta; Magnoliopsida; Cornales; Cornaceae
Product: F-box protein At5g07610-like
Exons: 1
Coding region: 1-762 (253 amino acids)
Molecular function (GO): protein binding
Source: RefSeq, a predicted model, not a curated record
AUGGCCCAAAUCUCCUCCGCCGCUGCUGAAAUCAUCGGCAGUAACCACGACCUGGUGAUGGAGAUCCUUCUGCUUCUGCCGCCGAAAUCCCUCCUUCGAUUCAAGUCUAUCUCGAAAACAUGGUUCUCUCUAAUCUCCGAUCGUACCUUCUGUAUCCUCUGGCAACAGCGCAAACAAUCCCAUGAUCAUCCCAAAAUUUCCGGCCUUUUCUACACCUGUAAAUCCCGAACUGAAAUCAAAUACAUUCCUCUCAAAGAAACAGAUGAUGUUGGAAAAAGCAAGUCUUUAGAGCGCUUUCCCAAUAUGUACCCUAUCAAUACAACUAUCAUACACUCCUGCAAUGGUCUGCUACUCUGCUGUUUAAAAAAGCCAGGCUAUAGUCCCCGAUCUUACCAAGUCUACAAUCCUACCACAAAGCAAUUCCGGUCUCUUCCCUGGCCCUUUUCCCGCACUAGUUAUCCUGCUGACCCUUUAUAUUUGGCUUUUGAUCCUUCCAAAUCACUUCACUACAAAGUUGUUUUGCUUCAGAGAAUACCACACAAAUAUAAGAAGGAUAAUUACUUGUAUCAAAUUCAUAUUGAAGAAGAUGUGUAUUUGAUGCUAUUUGUAGGCACCAACAUGAUUAUCUCUUACAACUUAAAGGAUAAUACCUUUAAGAAGCUUCAUGAUGUAGCACACCAUCCUGGUUCUUCUUCUUCUCAGCUUCUGCGGUUUAAACACUGUAGCCUCUAUCCAUACAUUGAGACGUGGAUUUUAUUUUAG